CUAACAAUUUCGACUAAUGGCAGCUUUUGGCGUUCAAAUGUGGGCUGAAUCAAACAGGAUUCUCUCCCUUUUCGCCACUUCUCUGUCCCCAAUUCACAUCCCUCAAAUUCAAGCUCAGCUCAUCGUUCAAAACCUCCAUUCAAAUCCCACCAUAGCCCACCAUUUCAUAAACACUUGCCAUCAUCUUCGACUUCUCGAUUCCGCUCUUCGCUUCUUUACUCAAAUCCCCAAACCCCACGUCUUCGUCUGCAAUUCCUUAAUCAGAGCCUUCUCCCACUCCAAAAUCCCCCAUACCCCUCUUUCCAUUUACGCCCACAUGAACAGAACCUCCAUUCUUCCCAAUAAUUACACCUUUCCUUUCCUUCUCAAAUCCUUGGCUGAUUUCAACCACCUUGUGAGUGGACAAUCCGUUCAUGCCCACGUUGUGAAAUUGGGCUAUGUUUCUGAUGUUUAUGUGCAGAAUUCGUUGAUGGAUGUUUAUGCGUCGUGUGGGAGAAUGGGGUUAUGCAAGAAGGUGUUCGACGAAAUGCCUCUGAGAGAUGUUGUGUCGUGGACUGUUUUGAUUAUGGGUUAUCGAGUUGCUUUGAUGUUUGAUGAUGCUUUGAUUGCUUUUGAGCAGAUGCAAUAUGCAGGUGUGGAGCCUAAUCGUGUUACGAUGGUUAAUGCAUUGGCUGCCUGUGCGAGCUUUGGAGCCAUUGAAAUGGGUGUUUGGAUACAUGCGUUUGUGAAAAGGAGAGGGUGGGAAAUGGAUGUGAUUUUGGGAACUUCUUUGAUUGAUAUGUAUGGGAAAUGUGGAAGAAUCGAAGAGGGAUUGGUUGUUUUCCAAGCCAUGAAAGACAAGAAUGUGUAUACAUGGAAUGCACUCAUUAACGGGCUGGCAUUGGCCAAAAGCGGAGAGGAGGCCAUUGCUUGGUUUAAGAGAAUGGAUGAAGGAGGAGGAGUUGAGGCAGAUGAAGUGACAUUAGUGACAGUGCUUUGUGCUUGUAGCCACUCUGGCUUGGUGGACAUCGGCAGGCAGAUCUUCGGGUCGAUGAUCGACGGUAAGUUCGGGUUUUCUCCAGGAAUCCAACACUAUUCAUGUAUGGUUGAUCUCUUGGCUCGUUCUGGUUGUAUUGAGGAGUCCUUUGAAUUGAUUAAGAAUAUGCCUUUUGACGCCACCAAAGCAAUGUGGGGGUCUUUGCUAGCUGGUAGCAGAGCACAAGGGAGCUUGGAAAUUAGCGAAUUUGCAGCACGGAAGCUUGUAGAAAUGGAACCAGAGAAUGGUGCUUAUUAUGCUGUUUUAUCCAAUAUCUGUGCAGAGAUGGGGAAAUGGAAUGAGGUUGAGAAAGUGAGAGAGAUCAUGAAAGUGGAAGGACUGAAGAAGGAUCUGGGGUCGAGUUCUGUUGAGAGCUUCAAGAGGCUGCCCCAUUUCCCAUGAUAUCGAGUUCCAUGCCCGCUUGUAAUGACUUUGUAAAUGCUUAAGAAGCACUUAGGAAAUCAUUCCAAGAGGGCUCAUGAUCCCCUCAUCGCCUCUGUACCUGAAACAGAUGCAUUCAGCGCGUAACCUUCUUUCCUCUAUCCUGUUUUGGUUAUGCCAUUAUCAAUCCCAGGUAACCCCUUGGUUGACUGCCUCUGACCUACUAAGAACCAUUAUUCUUAUGACCAAAUAAGGACUAGCAUACGUACUUCUCGAGUGAGAGUUUCACGAUCUCGACGAGAAACUUAUUGGACCAUUUAGACCAUCCCUGAUCUUUACUGGACUAGAUAGAGGUUAGGAGUCUUAUUAGUGUAAAAUAGUCCUUUUCUCUAGGUCGCAGGACUGAGUGGCAACGACAUG
Molecule: messenger RNA, 1816 nt
Organism: Cucurbita maxima (winter squash)
Lineage: Eukaryota; Viridiplantae; Streptophyta; Magnoliopsida; Cucurbitales; Cucurbitaceae
Product: pentatricopeptide repeat-containing protein At5g56310-like
Exons: 1
Coding region: 17-1417 (466 amino acids)
Biological process (GO): RNA modification
Molecular function (GO): protein binding; RNA binding
Source: RefSeq, a predicted model, not a curated record